Molecule: messenger RNA, 2468 nt
Organism: Rosa rugosa (rugosa rose)
Lineage: Eukaryota; Viridiplantae; Streptophyta; Magnoliopsida; Rosales; Rosaceae
Product: guanine nucleotide exchange factor SPIKE 1-like
Exons: 3
Coding region: 958-2166 (402 amino acids)
Biological process (GO): small GTPase-mediated signal transduction; positive regulation of GTPase activity
Molecular function (GO): guanyl-nucleotide exchange factor activity
Source: RefSeq, a predicted model, not a curated record
CUGCUUUAUUUCCUUAUUGUUUUUUUUUUCUUUGUUGAUGGACUUCUGCAUGGAACACUUCUCAGUUCUCAAAUUCGUUGCUGUUUUCAACUAUUAGAACAUUCUUAUUACCAAAUUUUCAACUGUUUGAAUGUACCUAUUACUGACCUUGCAAACGUCAAAUUAUAUGGCUUCUAAGAUAACUGUGCAGUUUUCUUUUACUCCCCUCUCCGUUUUGACAUAUUUGCUUGGUGGUUUUUUUUUUUUUUGAAAAGAAACAGCUUUUUAUUGAAAAUGCAAAAAACAAGUUACAAGGAGUCCGCUUUAAAGAUCUAAAAAGGGCAGCUAGGGCUAUAGGCUUAGCAUCUCGACUAAUAAUACUAAUCAAGGCUUAGGGGCUUAUACUACAGCUGCUUGCCAGUUAAGAAUAAUGGAAGAAAGAUUAUAAUCCUUGAAUUCCUUAGAAAUAGAAGCCCAUAAGGAUGCCCAGAACUUGACGCUCUCCCACAGGUCUUCCCUCUCCACCCCUCCAUAGUUUUCAAAUAGUCUUUUAUUUCUUUCCAUCCAGACCACCCAAAUUACAGCUAGCACUCCACAACCCCAAAGGGUUCUGGCCUUUUUCCCUUUACCAAAAGCUAUAGGGUUUUCUCUUAGCAAGUCACUUCUCUCUAAUGGAGUUUUCCAGUCCACUCUUGCCUCCCUAAAUAACUUUUUCCAUAAGAAAUUAGCCACUUCACAAUGCACAAAGACAUGAUCAGCAUUUUCCCCUAAAUAACUUUUAUUUUUAUUUUAUUUUUCCGAUGCACAUAUUUUGCUUGGUUUCUUACCUUCUUUUACAGUAAUUUGUUUUUAUAUUGAAACGAUAGCUAGAUAUUAUAUGGCCCCAUUUAUUUUAAAAAUAAUAGUGAGAUAUUAUGGAUAUUUUGUUGUUUGAGAAUAGUUUAGGUACAAUUAAAAUCACCCUCAGUGUACAGGUUGAUGUACAAUACCAAUUUUUUCCUCGAUUCAGUACUUUCGAUCUGGUUUGUUAUACGUACAAUUAAAUGCACCCUCAGUGUACAGGCUUUGGUGGCCAGAAAUGAUGGUGUUUGGAGCAAAGAUCUCAUAACUGCUCUACGUAAAAUUUGUCCAAUGGUCAGUAGUGAGAUCAGCUCUGAGGCUGCUGCAGCUGAGGUAGAGGGAUAUGGUGCAUCAAAACUUACUGUUGACUCUGCCGUGAAGUACCUACAACUCGCAAAUAAGCUCUUUUCUCAAGCUGAACUUUUUCAUUUCUGUGCAAGCAUUCUGAAACUUGUUAUUCCAGUUUAUAAAAGCAGGCGGGCAUAUGGACAGCUGAGCAAAUGUCACACAAUGCUUACUAAUAUAUAUGAAUCAAUCCUUGAGCAGGAAUCAAGCCCAAUUCCAUUCACUGAUGCAACAUACUAUAGGGUAGGGUUUUAUGGUGAUAGAUUUGGAAAAUUAGACAGAAGGGAAUAUGUAUACAGGGAGCCACGUGAUGUAAGACCAGGUGACAUAAUGGAGAAACUUAGCCAUAGCUACGAGUCUAGUAUGGAUGGAAAUCACGCCUUACACAUCAUUCCGGAUUCUAGGCAGGUAAAGGCAGAUGAGUUGCAGUCUGGAGUAUGCUAUUUUCAGAUAACUGCUGUUGAUACUGUCAUGGAAGAUGAAGAUUUGGAAAGCAGAAGGAAGAGAAUCUUUUCUCUUUCGACAGGAAGUGUUCGUGUGCGAGUCUUUGACCGCUUUUUGUUUGAUACACCUUUUACGAAAAAUGGAAAAACUCAAGGUGGAUUGGAAGACCAGUGGAAGAGGCGGACUGUUCUUCAGACUGAAGGUUCAUUCCCAGCUCUUGUUAACAGGCUUGUAGUUACUAUAUCCGAAUCGCUUGAGUUCUCCCCUGUAGAAAAUGCCAUUGGAAUGAUUGAAACUUGGACGGCUGCUCUACGUAAUGAACUUGAAGAGCCUCGCAGUUCUGAGGGGGAUCAACUCCCGCGUCUCCAGAGCCGGCAGAGAAUUCUUCAAGGAAGUAUUGCAGUUCAGGUCAACAGUGGUGUUCUAAGUGUGUGCACUGCAUUCCUUUCUGGUGAGCCUGCCACACGGUUGCGGUCACAAGAAUUGCAGCAACUCAUUGCGGCUCUCCUUGAUUUAUGGCUGUAUGCAAGCGUGCCAUCCAUGUACACUUCAGAUUGAUUGGUGAGGAAGACCAAGAAUUCCACACACAGCUUGUGAAUGGAUUUCAAUCUCUAACUGCUGAGUUAUCUCAUUAUAUCCCUGCCAUCCUGUCCGAGCUGUGACAUUAUUGUAUCAUAAUUACAGUAUCAUUGCUUCAUUUUUUGGCCUCAGUGCUGUUGUUGCAAGUGUGUCGAUUUUUCCCAUCUAGUGUGCAACAUAUUCCAUGGUUGUGACCCAUGUAUCAGCAGCAUGAAUAUUGUUUUCUAUACGCUUUAUGAAUGUUAUUGAGCUGUUUAUUUUGUAUUUCAUUUUUCUGGAUA